This is a messenger RNA of Ipomoea nil (Japanese morning glory), 1893 nucleotides long. RefSeq names its product heterogeneous nuclear ribonucleoprotein 1-like. Gene Ontology annotation, molecular function: RNA binding. The record is from RefSeq and is a predicted model, not a curated record. Bases 192 to 1505 code for a protein of 437 amino acids. The transcript is spliced from 2 exons. Lineage: Eukaryota; Viridiplantae; Streptophyta; Magnoliopsida; Solanales; Convolvulaceae.
CAAAGCAGCAGCAAUUCAUCGAAUUAUCCGGAGAAUCUGGCCAUCAAAAUCCUUCGCCAAUCAAUCAAUCGCCACCAUUAGUCCAAGGAAAUCAGCACCGUUCAUUCUUCGUCAAUUCUUCACUCUCUGCCCCCGCCUCAAAAUCGCCGGUCUUUGCUUUCCCAAACUCCUUCCCGACAGACAGAGGGGACAUGGAUUCAGAUCAAGGAAAGCUUUUUAUCGGUGGGAUAUCAUGGGAGACGGACGAGGAUAAGUUGAAGGAUUACUUCCAGCAUUACGGCGAGGUGAUCCAGACUGUAGUGAUGAGAGACAAGGUUUCCGGCAAGCCCAGAGGCUUUGGCUUUGUCGUCUUUGCAGAUCCCACUGUUCUUGACAACGUUCUCCAGGAUAGGCACACCAUUGACGGCCGUACGGUUGAGGCGAAACGGGCGUUAUCAAGAGAGGAACAACAGAGCUCAAAAGCUGGGAAUGUUAAUAGCGGCGGUGUUUCUGGUGGUGGUGGUGGUAGCAAUAAUAAGACCAAGAAAAUAUUUGUCGGGGGGUUGCCUCCUACCCUCACUGAGGAUGAGUUCCGCCAGUAUUUUGAAACUUAUGGUAAUGUGACAGAUGUAGUUAUUAUGUAUGAUCAGCAGACGAACCGACCUCGAGGGUUUGGUUUUAUUUCGUUCGAUUCUGAAGAUGCAGUGGACAGGGUUUUGCACAAGACCUUUCAUGAUCUAAACGACAAGCAAGUAGAGGUAAAACGUGCUUUUCCCAAAGAUGCGAACCCUAACGCUAGUGGCCGCCAGGGGUAUGGUGGUUCUGGUAACAGCCCUUAUGGUAAUAAAAUGGAUUCCAACAGGUACAUGGCAUCGCAAAACACUGGAGGAGGGUAUCCCUCCUACGGUACACCUGGUUAUGGAUAUCCACCUACCGGUGGCAUGGGUUAUGGUGGUUAUGGAAGCUAUGGCGGUGCCAAUCCUGGUUAUGGGAGUGCAAAUACUGGGUAUGGAGGCCUUUCCAGUUCUCCGUAUGGAAAUCCUAAUGCUCCCAAUAGUGGUGGCUAUGGAAGUGGCCCAAGAAGCUCGUGGAGCUCUCAGAGUCCCUCUGGGUAUGGGAAUGUCGGCUAUGGAAGUGCCCCCUGGGGUAAUUCCAAUGCCGCUUCUGGUGGCGGAGCUGCUGCGGGGGGUCAAUCACUGACGGGAGUGGCGGGAUAUGGCAACCAAGGCUAUGGUUAUAGUGGGUUUGGUGGAAAUGACGGGGCUUAUGGAAAUUCGUCUGCUUAUGGGUCUAUCGGACGUGUUGGUGGUGCUCCAAGAACAAGUUCACCGAUUGGCGGUGGUGGUGCUACAGGAGAGUUACAAUAUGGCAAUGCGGGUGGAAAUUCUGGAUAUGGAAGUGCAGGCUGGAGACCCGAUAUACCACAAGCUUCUGGCAAUUAUGGCUCGAAUGGAUCCCAUGGCGGCCAGGUUGGGUAUGGAAGCGGCUAUAGUGGUAUCCCAGGGCGGCAAUCUCAACAGCAGUAAUCGCAAUGUGCGACUCAUUCUCGUCUUUGGAGUCUCUUCCCAGUUCCCGCCACUGAUUUUGCAGUUUCACGUGCUGGGAGGAUGAGGUUUUCAACGCAUCAUAUAUACCUGCUAAACGGGACUGGUUGGAUUGCUUGAAUCUAUAGUUUUCAGUACUUGUUUGCUAGUCUAAGUAAAACUAGUUUCAUCGAGGAAAAGUUUUCGUUUUGCUGCUCUUUAUAAUAUUUGCAGGAUUAGUUUCACUUUAUUGUGCUUAUAGCUAUUUUACUAGAUGAGCUUGUUGCAUUGUUUCUCAUUGUCUGCGAGAUAUAUGAGUCUACUUUAUGUCGAACUUCUAUCUGCUUGAUUCUGAUGAGUCUUUUGGUAAUGAAUUUACGCUUUAGCAGUA